Molecule: messenger RNA, 1303 nt
Organism: Zootermopsis nevadensis
Lineage: Eukaryota; Metazoa; Arthropoda; Insecta; Blattodea; Termopsidae
Gene: Polr2J
Product: DNA-directed RNA polymerase II subunit RPB11
Biological process (GO): transcription by RNA polymerase II
Cellular component (GO): RNA polymerase II, core complex
Molecular function (GO): DNA binding; protein dimerization activity
Source: RefSeq, a predicted model, not a curated record
AAAUUCUUGUAUGGAUAGAAUUUGGUAUGAGUUUGUAGAUUUACACUCCUUUUCUAGUAACUUUUGAGAAUUGAGUUUUGACUUAUAAGAAUGAAUGCACCACCAACAUUUGAAUCAUUCCUUUUAUUCGAAGGUGAAAAGAAGAUCAUCAAAGAGCAAGAUACGAAGGUACCAAAUGCUGCGAUAUUCACCAUCAAUAAAGAAGAUCAUACACUGGGAAAUAUGAUAAGAAAUCAACUGUUGAAAGAUCCAAACGUCCUGUUUGCCGGAUACAAGCUGCCUCAUCCACUGGAACAUAAAUUCAUAUUGCGCAUUCAAACAACUUCAGACUACACACCACAGGAUGCUCUCAUGCAUGCAAUAACCGAUUUGUUGGCAGAGUUGUCCCUUUUUGAGGAAAGAUUCAGGGAAGCAAUUAAAGAGAAGAAAGAAGGAUUGGAUUAAACUAAACUUUUGUGACCUAGUCUUUCUUUGUAUGUACUGUGGCGUGUGAUGACUAUAAAUUUGUAUAACAUUUAAUUUAUAAAAACUUAUUAACAAGAGACCUUGGUGAAACAAGCAUGUUAUGUUCAAGAGGAUAAGGUGGAAUAAUUCACAACAGAAUUAAAGAUACCAUGUCAAGUGUCCAUGUGCACUGAUUGUUUACCUCAGAAGAGGCAUAUCUUUUGAUCCCUAUAUUAAGAGAAAACUGAAGUGAGACCUAUGACAGUGUCAGUGUUGAUACCAAGUAAGUUUGUGGCUAACAAUGAAAUUAAAUCAAGGACUUCCUGUUCAGUGUUAAAUCAUUUUACAACAACUUUUGUUUGUUCCAGUUUUAACACCUUUUAAGAUCAUAUUCCAGUUUACCAGUAUUACUUACAUUUAGUGCAGUCUAAAUGUAAAAUAAACUGUGAAAAGAUUUUCAAACAUUUUAAGUUUAGGACAUAUGGGGAUCCCAAAAAGUAUGCAGAAAUGACACUUGACAAACACAGCCAGUGGAUUAAUGUAAUGAUGUACCUCAAACACAAUCCACAAAGAAUUUGUCUUUCUAUGUAGCAACCACAGUAAAAGAUAUACAACAUACCAACCCAUAAAGAGAUGAUGACAACAUGUUACAUUAAGUAUAAAGGAAUGUGUUACAAACACCUGCACAAAUUGUGUUCAUUUACAAAAAACUGUGAACAUAUGAAAUUUCUUUGUAGGUGUAUGAGGUUUUAAUUGAGGCAUGAUGUCAUUAGGCCUAAUCCAUAUCAAGCUUUCAGUCAGCAGCUUACAUUUGAACCAAAUACUUUCCAAGUAAAAAAUAAAAGUAUUAUUGCAGUUA